This is a messenger RNA of Myripristis murdjan (pinecone soldierfish), 1053 nucleotides long. It is a transcript of the gene prdx2, whose product is annotated as peroxiredoxin 2. Gene Ontology annotation, biological process: response to oxidative stress; cellular response to stress; cell redox homeostasis. NCBI's taxonomy places the organism in Eukaryota, Metazoa, Chordata, Actinopteri, Holocentriformes, Holocentridae. Gene Ontology annotation, molecular function: thioredoxin peroxidase activity. The record is from RefSeq and is a predicted model, not a curated record. The transcript has 6 exons. The coding region runs from base 174 to 767 and encodes 197 amino acids. Gene Ontology annotation, cellular component: cytosol.
UAUUUUGAAAGUUACAGCUUGUUUUCACUUCCGGACACUGUGUCUGGCUCCGCCUCCUCCUUGCACUCAGCGGCAAGCCGUCUUUCCUACUUCUUGUUCAUCCAGCCGCAGAACAGCUUUGCUAGCCCAAACUCUUUUCGACUUCACGUAGAGACUGAACUGCCACCAACACCAUGUCUUCCGGAAAAGCUAUGAUUGGCAAGCCUGCCCCAAACUUCAAAGCCACAGCUGUAGUGAAUGGGCAGUUUAAGGACAUCCAGUUGUCAGACUACAAAGGGAAGUAUGUAGUCUUCUUCUUUUACCCCCUGGACUUCACAUUUGUGUGCCCCACUGAGAUCGUGGCCUUCAGUGACAGGGCAGACGAGUUCAGGAGCAUCAACUGCGAGGUCAUCGGCGCCUCUACAGACUCGCACUUCAGUCACCUGGCCUGGAUCAAUACACCAAGGAAGCAGGGAGGUCUGGGUCCCAUGAACAUCCCCCUGGUGGCAGACCUCAAUCAGUCCAUCUCCACAGACUACGGUGUUCUGAAGGAGGGUGACGGCAUUGCCUACAGGGGUCUGUUUGUGAUCGAUGACAAGGGCAUUUUGAGGCAGAUCACAAUCAAUGACUUGCCUGUGGGCCGCUCUGUGGAUGAGACCUUGCGCCUGGUCCAGGCCUUCCAGCACACUGACAAAUAUGGCGAGGUGUGCCCUGCUGGCUGGAAACCAGGAAGCGAUACCAUCAUCCCCGAUGUCGAUAAGAGCAAAGAGUUCUUCUCCAAGCAGUAAAUGUGAACAUGUUGUUGUUGACCUCCUAACCACAGCACUUACCCUCAGAUCAGAAGUUCCCCUGUGAAGCAGUCUCUUAUUGGCACACAAUUGCAAACUAACAAUUUUGAAAUUGUCAAAUCCAAAUGCUCUGUUGCAAAUCUUAUAUUUGUACGUCCGGUAACCAGUGGGGCAACCUCAUAGUCUUGAGCACUGAAAGUAUUCUUGUUUCUUUUUCAGAAGUGUUGAUUAUUUUUUACAUUAAUUAAUCGUUCUGCCAUCAUUAUUAAAGCAGUGGGAAACAUGA